Molecule: messenger RNA, 1030 nt
Organism: Solanum verrucosum
Lineage: Eukaryota; Viridiplantae; Streptophyta; Magnoliopsida; Solanales; Solanaceae
Product: putative GEM-like protein 8
Exons: 4
Coding region: 139-924 (261 amino acids)
Source: RefSeq, a predicted model, not a curated record
CUUUUUCUUCUUGAUACAAAAGAAAAUUCUGAAAAAGCAUAUGCAUGACCUUUUUUGGUUAUUUCAGAUGACCCAUAGCUGACUCAUGGAACAAUCAGUUAAAAGAUUCACCAACUCCUCUACAAGCACCUAUAUAUAAUGCUACAUGGACUGCUUUUAAACCAUCAACCAAACUUAAAUAUUUCUCACAUACCUUCAAAAUACAGUAAUACUCCACCUCAAAUCAGAAUGACAAUGAAGAACUUACUCCGUGGAAAUUUGGUGGGUAUUCCCAUGAGUUCAGCAGUAUGUUCACUUGGAAGGCAGCCGAAAAUACUACUUGCCCUAUCUGCUUGCGAAGACCAUAUUGUUCCAUAUGCAACUUCAAAGAACUUGUCUCAAAUUAAGCAAAGAAAAUAUGUCAUUGGUAAGAUGAACAAAUUGGGAGAAAGGAUGGAUUGUCUUGUACAAAGCAUCCGUGAGCAUGUGAGCCUAAGCCCGAAACUAACAGAAACUUUAAAGGGAAAAUUGAGCCUUGGAGCAAAAAUUCUUCAAGUAGGAGGGUUGGAGAAAAUAUUCAGGCAGAAGUUCAGUGCUAGAGAUGAUGAAAAGCUAUUGAAAGUUUGUCAAUGCUAUUUAUCAACUACAGCUGGUCCAAUAGCAGGCCUUCUCUUCAUCUCUACCAAUAAGAUUGCUUUCUGCAGUGAGAGAUCAAUAAAGCUCUUAUCUCCAACUGAAAAGUUGCUUAGAAUCUACUAUAAGGUAUCAAUCCCAAUUAGUAAGAUAAUGAAAGCAAAAGAGAGCAAAAAUAUGCAAAAGCCAUCACAGAAGUAUAUACAAGUAAUUACAGAGGAUGAUUUUGAGUUCUGGUUUAUGGGAUUCCUCAAUCAUCAAAAGACACUGAGAUAUCUGCAGCAGGCAAUCUCCAGCUCAAGCAAGUUGUGAAGACACUUUUUUUUUCCAAUGAGCUCGUUCUUCAAUGUAAAACGUUCAUGCAAAAACAAAUUCAGGGAUCUGUUAAAACUUUGUAACUAGAUCCAUUGCUCAAAGG